Molecule: messenger RNA, 2963 nt
Organism: Ostrea edulis (European flat oyster)
Lineage: Eukaryota; Metazoa; Mollusca; Bivalvia; Ostreida; Ostreidae
Product: GTP-binding protein SAR1-like
Exons: 7
Coding region: 274-855 (193 amino acids)
Biological process (GO): vesicle organization; intracellular protein transport; endoplasmic reticulum to Golgi vesicle-mediated transport
Cellular component (GO): endoplasmic reticulum exit site; COPII vesicle coat
Molecular function (GO): GTPase activity; GTP binding
Source: RefSeq, a predicted model, not a curated record
GGAAUUUGUAAGUUUUUUUUUCCCCAGGACUCAGAAAUUUAGUCUCUAAUUUGUUUGGAUAUAUAAGAAUCUUUGAAGGCCUUCACUUAAAGUAGGAUACAUCAGAUGUACAUAUUGAAAUACUAUAGACCUCGCUUUUUGUCCUUCUAGAACAUCUGUCAUUGUAAUUCUGAGCUGAUGCAGUGAUGGUGAUGCAGCACAUCCGUCGGCUUUUUAACCGUGUUUGUCUAUAAGUUUAGAAGUAGGAGCUGCAAGUCUUUCUAAAUACUAGCGAUGUUUUUGUGGGACUGGUUUGCUGGUAUUCUAAAUUAUUUAGGUUUGUAUAAAAAGUCGGGUAAGCUUGUGUUCCUUGGUCUAGACAAUGCUGGGAAGACUACACUGCUUCACAUGUUAAAAGAUGACCGGAUGGCACAGCAUGUUCCCACACUUCACCCAACUUCAGAAGAGCUAUCAAUGGGAGGAAUGAGGUUCACAACCUUUGACCUUGGUGGUCAUCAGCAAGCCAGAAGAGUGUGGAAGGAGUACUUCCCUGCUGUUGAUGGUAUUGUGUUUCUGGUUGAUGUAUGUGACAGACAGAGAUUUGCUGAGGCUAAGGCAGAAUUAGAUAGUUUACUGACAGAUGAACAAGUAGCUAGUGCACCUGUCCUUGUUCUAGGCAACAAAAUAGACAAACAGGGUGCUGCAAGUGAGGAUGAAAUUCGUCAUUGGUUAGGUUUACAUGGGCAAACUACAGGAAAGGGUACAGUGCCCAGAAAUGAGCUUCCUGGUCGUCCUAUGGAGUUAUUUAUGUGUAGUGUUCUGAAAAGACAAGGCUAUGGAGAAGGUUUUCGCUGGUUAGCACAGUAUAUUAAUUAGAUAAGUUGGCACAACAGAGAUGAAAACAGCUAGUCCAUCUAAAUUUCCACAAAUUUCUCAGAAAGUGUUCUAGAUUGACAACUGUAAUGGCCAACUCCUACCAUCAAGGAGAGGCAGCUCUUUGUGAUAAUCAUAACAACAGCAAAUGUUUAAAGUUUAUUUCAUACUUACAUGUUAGUGGACUUAACACUGUUUCCUUUAUAUGUGAAACAUCCGCAUAAAUUGCUGUCAACUUGAAAUUACAAUUUUGUUUAAGAUAAAUAUACAUGUCGUUUUAAAAAAAGUUAGAAUAUUAUUAUUCAUCAUAAAGGAUGUUUUGCAUAGAAGAGCUCUUAACAUCUCUUUUUACCAGUAUGUAUGAUCAUUCUUGUUAAUGUAAAAGCAAUCAUUUGAAGUGUUCAUCAUUGAUACAAAAAUAUUAGAACAGAUUUUGUAUACUAUUAUGCAAGUUUUUAAAAUAUAUUGUCAGACAUUUCCCAUACAUCAGUGUCUCAACAGAACAGUACCAAUGUGCUUUGUUUUGUAACCAGAUAAUGCAGGCAAUGAUAUCCAAUUCUGUACCAUAUGCAGUACAAAUGUAAUACACAAGAUCGUAAAUAUCUAUUCUGGCUUGGUUUUAAUUUCUACUUCAUAUAUUUAAAAUCUUGCGAGACCCUGACAUGGUGAGAAUUUGGGCAACUCAUUGUAUAAUGUGCUGUAUCAUGGAUGUAGGUGGCUUUAGCGAUGAUAUAUUAUCACCUUUUGCAACUGAAUGAACAGGAGGAGGAAGAAAAUAUACAAACAUCCCAAAUUGAAAUUUCAAUGGAAGUUUUUCCAUUAUUAGGUCACCAGAGUAAACUCAGGUGACCUAUUGCGAUUGCUUGUCGUCCGUAAACAAUUGAACAUUUUUGACUUCUUGAUAACUACUGUUCCAAUUCUUUUCAAAUUUGGUAUGAAGCAUCUUUAAGACAAGGGGGACAUAAAUGGUAAAUUUCAGGACUCCUGCACCCCUGGGGCCUAGGGACGGGGUAAAAACUGCCCAAAAUUGACCAAUUUUCAAAAAGCUUCUCAAGAACCGCACAUGAUUAAGAAAAACUAAAUGCAUAGUGAUGUAGAGCAGGAAGGCCUCUACCAAAAUUGUAAAUUUCAUGAUUCCCGGGUUAGGGGUUUUGACCCCAGGGCGGGGACAAACUUAGUAUAUAGUGUGUAUGUGUAAAACAUUUAAUUAAUAUCUUCUUUAAUGCUAUUGAUACUAAAUUGAAACUAAAUGGAUAUUUAGAAGGAGUAGGUAGUUCUUUACAAUAUUGUAAACUAGGGGUAAGGGUUUGGUUUCAGGGUGGUGUCAAAGUUAUAUUAAUGAUUUGAAGGACUUAUUUAAGUUUGCAGAUACUGUAUAAAAUCUAAUUGAUUUUGAGGUUAAAAGUCAAGGGUUGAAUUGAACUUUUAAAGAAUUGUCUGCUCAAUAUCUUGAGAAUCUUUGCUUGAGAGACAUCAAACUUGGGUGAUUUUGAGGUCAUAAGGGUCAAACUACUGUGGACAUAUGAAGAUAUUGUCUGCUCAAUAUCUUGAAAAGCUUGACAGUGAUCAGACUUGUUACACUAGUACUCCUUAAGGAGUAGAUGGUCUCCACUGGUUUUCAAGUUGCUGGGUCGAAGGUCAUAACUCAAAUGACUGGUUAUUUGGAAAUGUCUGCUCAGUAUCUUAAAGACAUCAAACUUAGUAAUUGUGGUUGCCCCUGACCCAUAUUUUUCAUUAUCAUUACAGACAUUCUAAAUUUAAAGUUUAUCCUUCUCAAUAUUACCACAUGGAGGACGUAUAUGUUUCUAAAUCAUUUCUUGUCUAGACUCCAGUAGAAUGGUAUAUAAGAUCGUAUGUAUUGUCCAGCUAAUUUUGAAAGCCGUGAGUAAAACAGUCAGCUUGUUAUGUUGGAUAUCAUUUUUUUCAAGGAUGUUUGUUGUAAUGAUUAGUGAGAAUUUAUACAAAGUGUGUUUAGCAAGCCUCCGAUUUUACUGUAUUUUUGGACAGAAAGUUAUUUAGUUAUAUGCAGUUCUGUUGAAGAUGCAUGAAUGUUUCUGUUAGUAAACUUGUAUAUUUCGAAUGAAUGAGAAUAAACUGUGAAUAUGUAUAAA